Messenger RNA from Erinaceus europaeus (western European hedgehog), 1488 nucleotides. It is a transcript of the gene TMEM234, whose product is annotated as transmembrane protein 234. The transcript is spliced from 5 exons. Lineage: Eukaryota; Metazoa; Chordata; Mammalia; Eulipotyphla; Erinaceidae. The record is from RefSeq and is a predicted model, not a curated record. The coding region runs from base 30 to 452 and encodes 140 amino acids.
UCCCGGAAGUGAAAGGGAGAGGCGCUGCCAUGGCGGCGUCUCUGGGGCAGGUGAUCGCCCUGGUGCUGGUGGCCGCUCUGUGGGGCGGCACCCAGCCGCUGCUGAAGCGGGCCUCCUCCGGCCUGCAGCAGGUUGAGGAGCGGACGUGGGCCCGGCAGUUGCUGCAGGAGAUGAGGAGUCUCUUCCUGAAUACUGAGUACCUGAUACCCUUUUUCCUCAACCAGUGUGGCUCCCUUCUCUACUACCUCACUUUGGGAUCAACAGAUCUGACCCUAGCUGUGCCUAUCAGUAACUCCUUGGCCAUCGUCUUCACACUGAUUGUUGGGAAGGCCCUUGGAGAAGAUAUUGGUGGAAAGCAAGCAUUUGUAGGCAUGGUGCUCACCGUGACAGGAAUUGCACUCUGCAUCACAAGCUCAGCGAGCAAGACACAGGAGCACCCAUCAACUCUUUGAAUGGACCAAAGCCACUCUCCAGCUCUGCUGUCUCCAGGAGCCCUGCUGGCCAUAAGGUGCAGACAGUGAGCUGUUGGCCUAACACUUCCCACCACAGAACCUCAGUUUCCUCAUCCCUCAUGAAGAUAAUAGCUACCUCAUGGAUCAAAAUGACAAGUGAAAGGGUUUUAUAAUUUCCAAAAGCUGUUCAACCCUCAGCAACAUUCCUGCUUCAGCAACUGUCUCCCUACUGUCUUGUCUGGUCCACAGCCCAGGCACCAUGACUGAGGCAUGGCUGAGGCAUUACUGGACUAUCACAGUGGCAGGGUGGAUGGACAGCAGAAGCCUCGCUGCACAGAGAGGUGAGCUAUAGCCUCUGAAUCAGGACUGUAAACUAGAGGCCUCCAAGCUUCAGUCAGAGAGCUGUGGCUGACCGGGCAUGUGGCAGGAUAUGGAUAGACUAGGGGAGGGGAUGCAGCAGAGUCACAGAUGUAAAAGAGAUGCCCUGGGAGUCGGGCGGUAGCGCAGCAGGUUAAGCGCAUGUGGCGCAAAGUGCAAGGACCGGCGUGAGGAUCCCGGUUAGAGCCCCUGGCUCCCCACCUGCAGGGGAGUCGCUUCACAGGCAGUGAAGCAGGUCUGCAGGUGUCUUUAUCUCCCCUUCUUGGUCUUCCCCUCCUCUCUCCAUUUCUCUCUGUCCUAUCCAAAAAUGAUGACAUCAGUAUCAACAAUAAUAAAACAACAAGGGCAACAAAAAGGAAUUAAAUAUUUUAGAUUUUAAAAAAAAAUAAAAUAAAGGGAGCAGGUGGUAGUGCAGCAGGUUAAGCACAGGUGGUGCAAAGCUCAAGGACCAGCGUAAGGAUCCUGGUUCGAGCCCCCAGAUCCCCAUCUGCAGGGGAGUCGCUUAAUAGGCUGUGAAGCAGGUCUGCAGGUGUCUAUCUUUCUCUCCCCCUGUCUGUCUUCCCCUCCUCUCUCGAUUUCUCUCUGCUCUAUCUGACAACGACAGCAAUAACAACAUUAACUACAACAAUAAAACAAGAACAAGGGCAACAAAAGGAAA